Messenger RNA from Zootoca vivipara (common lizard), 5271 nucleotides. RefSeq names its product ROR family WNT receptor 2 (gene ROR2). Gene Ontology annotation, biological process: positive regulation of kinase activity; cell surface receptor protein tyrosine kinase signaling pathway; multicellular organism development. Gene Ontology annotation, cellular component: plasma membrane; signaling receptor complex. The record is from RefSeq and is a predicted model, not a curated record. Gene Ontology annotation, molecular function: ATP binding; transmembrane receptor protein tyrosine kinase activity; Wnt-protein binding. NCBI's taxonomy places the organism in Eukaryota, Metazoa, Chordata, Lepidosauria, Squamata, Lacertidae.
GGGAGGAGGAGGAGGCGGAGAGGAGGCGGCAGCUGCAGCUUCUCCGUCGCUCGACGUCCAGGGAGCCCGCAAGAAGACAGCAUCCUCGGGAAGCGCCGCCAGCAGCGUCCGCCACCUUCGCCAGCCGAAGAGGCGAGGGCGGCCACAAAGGGUUCUUUGUGCGGCGGCGGCCCCUUCGUCCUUCUCACUUGGCCGGCGCCAGCAUGGGGACAGCCAGCGCCACCUUCGUAGCCGUGCUGGCGGCGUCCGCCUGCGUCCUCUUCCUCGACGCGGCAGGUGAAAUGGAAAUACCAGAUUCUGAUGAUCCUUUAGGCCAAAUGGAUGGACAUGACAGACCAGUUCCAACACAUAAAGGCUACUUUUUGACCUUUUUGGAACCAGUCAACAAUAUCACCAUAGUCCAGGGCCAGACGGCAAUUCUCCACUGCAAAGUCGCAGGAAAUCCAUCGCCAAAUGUCAGGUGGUUGAAAAACGAUGCGCCAGUGGUUCAAGAACCAAGAAGGAUCACCAUAAGGAAAACAGACUAUGGCUCGCGACUUCGAAUCCAAGAUCUCGACACCACUGACACUGGGUAUUAUCAAUGCGUGGCUACAAAUGGGAUGAAGACCAUCACUGCAACAGGAGUUCUGUUUGUAAGGCUGGGUCCAACACACAGUCCGAACCACAAUUUCCAGGAAGAUUACCACGAAGAUGGGUUUUGCCAGCCUUACAGGGGAAUUGCUUGCGCUCGCAUCAUUGGAAACAGGACUAUUUACGUGGAUUCCCUCCAGAUGCAAGGGGAAAUCGAGAACCGAAUCACUGCUGCAUUUACCAUGAUUGGCACAUCCACCCAUUUAUCGGAUCAGUGCUCCCAGUUUGCCAUUCCCUCCUUCUGCCACUUUGUGUUUCCUCUCUGCGACGAGCGUGCUCGGACACCUAAACCAAGGGAGCUCUGUCGGGAUGAGUGUGAAGUUCUGGAGAAUGACCUCUGUAGGCAGGAAUACAACAUUGCUAGAUCUAAUCCGCUCAUUCUGAUGCAACUCCAGCCACCCAAAUGUGAAGACUUGCCCUUGCCAGAAACUUUGGAGGCUGCCAAUUGCAUAAGGAUCGGAAUACCUGUAGAUCGGCUCAACAGGUAUCACCAGUGUUACAAUGGCUCUGGAGCAGAUUAUAGAGGCACCAUCAGUGUCACAAAGUCAGGCCACCAUUGCCAAUAUUGGGACUCUCAGCAUCCUCAUCCCCAUCACUUGUCAAGCACAGAGUUUCCAGAACUUGGAGGGGGACACGCAUACUGUCGCAAUCCCGGAAGCCAGAUGGAAGGUCCCUGGUGUUUUACGCAAAACAAAAACGUACGCAUGGAACUGUGUGAAGUACCUUCUUGUAGUCCACGUGACAACAGCAAAAUGGGAAUCCUCUACAUCCUGGUACCCAGCAUAGCAAUUCCUUUGGUUAUUGCCUGCCUUUUCUUCUUGGUGUGUAUGUGCAGGAACAAGCAGAAGACAUCUGCUACUACUCCACAGCGUCGCCAGCUGAUGGCAUCUCCUAGCCAGGAUAUGGAAAUGCCUCUCAUUAAUCAGCACAAACAGACUAAGCUGAAAGAGAUCAGUCUCUCCACGGUGAGGUUCAUGGAGGAGCUUGGCGAGGAGAAGUUUGGGAAAGUUUAUAAGGGCCACCUGUUUGGCACGACGCCAGGCGAGCAGACACAGGCAGUUGCCAUCAAAACCCUCAAGGAUAAAGCUGACUUAGCCCUCCGGGAAGAAUUUAAACACGAAGCGAUGAUGAGGUCAAGGUUACAGCACCCAAAUAUCGUUUGCUUACUGGGAAUAGUGACAAAAGAGCAGCCCAUCAGUAUGAUUUUCAGCUACUGUUCCCAUAGCGACCUGCAUGAGUUUUUGGUUAUGAGGUCCCCUCAUUCUGACGUCGGCAGCACUGAUGACGACAAGACCGUGAAGUCCACCUUGGAGCCAGCAGAUUUUUUCCACAUUGUGACUCAGAUAGCUGCAGGGAUGGAAUACCUGUCGAGCCACCAUGUUGUCCACAAAGAUUUAGCCACUAGAAAUGUAUUGGUGUUUGACAAACUCAGUGUGAGAAUAUCUGACUUGGGCCUUUUCAGGGAAGUCUAUUCUGCUGACUACUACAAACUCAUGGGAAAUUCUCCUCUGCCCAUACGGUGGAUGUCCCCUGAGGCCAUCAUGUAUGGCAAGUUUUCCAUUGAUUCUGACAUCUGGUCCUACGGAGUGGUAUUGUGGGAGAUCUUCAGCUACGGCUUGCAGCCUUACUGUGGCUAUUCCAACCAAGAUGUCAUCGAGAUGAUAAGAAACAGGCAGUUUUUGCCGUGUCCCGAUGACUGCCCUGCGUGGAUGUACUCGCUGAUGUUGGAAUGUUGGAGCGAAUUUCCCAACCGAAGACCAAGAUUUAAAGACAUCCACAACAGGCUGAGAACCUGGGGGAACUUGUCGAAUUACAACAGCUCGGCUCAAACGUCCGGGGCGAGCAACACCACGCAAACCAGUUCCCUCAGCACAAGCCCCGUCAGCAAUGUCAGCAACACUAGGUAUGUUGGACCAAAACAGAAAGCACAAGCUUUCCCUCAGCCACAGUUCAUACAAAUGAAAGGACAGAUACGGCCCAUGGUUCCGCCACCUCAACUCUACAUUCCCGUCAAUGGUUACCAACCGAUGCCGGCCUACGGAGCUUAUUUGCCCAAUUUCUAUCCCGUGCAGAUCCCGAUGCACAUGGCUGCUCAGCAGAUGGCCCCUCAGAUGAUUCCCAAACCAGGGUCCCACCACAGUGGCAGCGGUUCCACAAGCACGGGAUACGUAACAACUGCUCCCUCCAAUGCCUCGGUGGCGGACAGGGCUGCUCUGCUGUCUGAAGGCGCAGAUGAUGCGCACGCCGCAGAAGAUGUUGCUCAGAGUCUGGUCCAGGAAGAGGAGGAGGAAGAGGGCUCGGUGCCCGAAACAGAAUUAUUGGGUGAUAAUGACACUCUUCAGAUGGACGAGGCAGAACUCCAGGCAGAAGCCUAGAGAUGUUGCCUUACUACAGAGACAAAAUGAGGCACGUCUUCAGUCCACUGGAGGCUGUCGUCCUUCUGACUUGUAUAAUCAAUGUGUCGUUUCCCCCCCCCCCCAUUGGACUUUUACACACACAAUGAUCCAAAACCACCUGAGAUGCAGCAAUCAUGCAGCAAUCAUGUUUAAAGGAUUUUUCUUUCCGGCAGAUGUAUGCAAAUAUGAAGAUUGGGAAUUGCUGUUUCUGAAUCUAGGGUUGAUUGCAGUUUUUUUGCAGGGAGGCUGCUUUUAUAAUAUACUGUUGCUGUGCAACAGAAAGUCGAAAUGCAUUGCACAUCAUGUAUAUCUUGAACUCUGAUUGUAAUUUUUUUUUAAGGAAUUUCGGUAAAAUCAGUAACCAAAAAAAAAAGAGCUGGUUAACAAUAACACACAGGGUUGUUCUGCAUGUGAAGACGUGCUCAAGGUAUAAGGGACAUCCUCAUAGCUGCCAAGUACCCCGUUUUCUCCAGGAAAAGCCCGAUUUUACUUACCUUUUCCCGGUUGUCCCCUGUAUCACUUCAUCUCCCGUUUUUCUCCGUUAUUUUCUCCUGCCGGCGGCCUUUUUUUUUCUUUCCAAUUUGCCCUUCUAUGGGCACAAAAAAUGGCCGCCGCCGGCUUCAAAAGUCGCAUCUACGCAUGUCCGGAAGUGCAUAGACGCGACUUCCGGUGUCGGUGGCGGCCAUUUUUUGUGCCCAUAGAAGGGUAAAGCGACACCUGAAGUUGCGUCGACGCAACUUCCGGUGUCACACGGCUGCCGGUCCCGGAUUCUGCAGUCCGGGACUUGGAAGGUAAGCAUCCUACAAACAGAAUCUUUGUCUCAUUGAUAGAAUUGAUUUGGAAGGGGGUUAUUCAAAUAUAGGUAAGAAGAGACAGGUAAGAAUAUUAUUCCAGAUUUGAAAUGUAGCUGAAGUUCAGAUAAGAAAGCCGAAUGACUGGUAUGCAUUUAUCUUAGUGACUGAGCAUUGCAUCCCCACCCCCACCCCACUGAAGAAAUGAAUUGAUUUCCAUUAUAAAGGAAUGGAAGUAUAACAUAUGUUUUAGCAGCAAAUAUAUUUUUCUAACCAAAAGAAGUGACCUGGUAGGCUUUGCACUAACUGAAUAAGCCAACCUCUUUUGCCUGUUGUGGUCAAAUCUUGAUAAAGGGCUCAGAAAUACAUUAUCACAUAUUAUUGAUCGUGUUGAUCAAUAAGAAUUUUAAACUCAUUUGGAAUUUAGUUAAAAAGGUGCUAGAAAAACACACACCCUCCUUUGUUUUUCUUGGGGAAAAGAACCUUUUUUAGAGAUUGCAGAUCUUUAAAGACCAAAAUAAGCAAUAUUGUAUAGAAUGUGUGGAUACAUGUUUAAUGCUUUUCUUUGUGAGAUGAAUCAUGUACAGACUUUGAAAUGUAAUUUAUGUUUUGUUACAUUUUAUAUGGGUUUUUUAUUGCAGCAUUUGGAUCUUUGAAAAGAAUGCCUAUAUAACUUAACCGUUUACAUUAUGCUUUGUAAUAUUUUAUGGGGAUUUGUAUGCUUUGAUAUGUUGAGAAAUACUGGUCCAAACAUUUCAUAGCCAUACAUUUCAUACAUCCUGUAAUAUAAAUAUUCCCUGAAUUGUAUUAUAAUGUAGCUACAUAUACAUUGUAGUUCUAGGCUGUAAAUCCAUCACAUGGACUAUCUAACAAAGCAGCACAUAAAUAUCUGAUUAAUUUGUAAGAUGUUGUAAAAAGAAAAAAAAUACACUGUAAAUGUGGAAAUUCUCAUUUCCAUUCUGCCAUGUUUUACCAUAAAAACUGUUCCUUUGCGAAGUACAUUUGGGUUAUGUGAGGCGCGCCAUUGCAAUCUGCAGCCUGUCUUAGUAACAGGAACUACUUAACUGGUUUCCAGUUUAUCUCUUGAAAUUUGCUAUGCACUGGUAGGUAAAGGAUGAGAAGCUCUCUUGCUUGUUAAUAUAAAUGCGAGUUGGAGAAUAUCAAUAAAUAAUACAAAUAAAAUUGAAGUUUAUUUAGUUUAUUAAAUGCGUCGAUGACCUUCAAUACUGUAAUGCAGCUGAAUUUAAGAACUUUCUCCUCCUAUGCUCCCGUUUUCUUAUUUAUGAGCAUUGACAUGGCGGCACAAAAAUAAUUGUAUGCCCAGAGUCCAGAAUGGGAGGCCAAUUCAUUCAUUCAUUUUAAAUGAAUGUUUUGCACCCAAGUGGUGCCUCUCUGCCGAUUGAAAAUUAUCUGAUUUGGUGGAGCCUUCCAGCAGAGGAACGGGGACUAAGGCG